AUGCCUUCACAACGCCCGUAUUUCCUCUCUUCUUUCCUCGCCGCCUUCCGUCCUCAAGGCCCUUCCAUCUCGACAUCGUCCACACAUCAACAUCAACACCAACCAAACAAGCACGCCCGAGAUACAACGACGACAGCUACAUCUACCACAGCCACUGCAGCAACUUCAACAUCGACAUCUACCUCAACAUCACAUAAUCACCAACAGCAACAAACAACUACUUCUAGCGUCGCCAUCCGCCCUCCACGCAACACCGCCUCCUCCUCCUCACCGUCAACGUCUACUUCUCCCAGCAACGGCACCGCCAUUCCCAUUCCUGGAUCUUCUGGACGACGUGGGAGCGACAGCAGUAGUGAAGGAUUCCGUGAUGUGAUAGGCGCCGAUAAGUGGUAUAUUGGUGGACGCACUCCUGGCGGUGAGGAGAAGUUCUUCAAGCUUGGCGUUAUUCGCCGCGUGAGAAGCAACGAUGGCUUGAGCUUGGAUCGUUUGAGUCUAUAA
Messenger RNA from Fusarium coffeatum, 498 nucleotides. RefSeq lists its product as uncharacterized. The coding region runs from base 1 to 498 and encodes 165 amino acids. The record is from RefSeq and is a predicted model, not a curated record. The transcript has a single exon. Lineage: Eukaryota; Fungi; Ascomycota; Sordariomycetes; Hypocreales; Nectriaceae.